Molecule: messenger RNA, 1692 nt
Organism: Drosophila rhopaloa
Lineage: Eukaryota; Metazoa; Arthropoda; Insecta; Diptera; Drosophilidae
Product: transmembrane protease serine 9
Exons: 5
Coding region: 6-1640 (544 amino acids)
Biological process (GO): proteolysis
Molecular function (GO): serine-type endopeptidase activity
Source: RefSeq, a predicted model, not a curated record
AUAACAUGCAAACCAGAUCGUUUUUAGUUGCCCUGCUGAUCUUUAUUCAGGGGAGGUCGAUUUCCAGUCUGGAUUUGGGUCAUGGCAUCGAUGGCCGAAUUGCUGGCGGAGUGUUGGCCGGGAUUAAUCAGUUUCCCUAUCAAGUGGGUCUCAGCAUUGAAGAACCCAACGACUUGUUUAGCUGGUGUGGAGCUAGUUUGAUCUCUGAGCGAUAUCUGCUUACAGCAGCACACUGUGUUGAAAAGGCUGUCGCUAUCACUUACUACUUGGGUGGAGUGCAGCGACUGGCACCCCGACAACUUAUCCGAACGACUAAUCCUGAAGUGCACAUCCACCAUGACUGGAAGUGCGAAACGCUGGAGAACGACAUCGCUGUGCUACGAUUACCGGAGGACGCAAUUCUUUGUGAUUCCAUAAGGCCCAUCCAGCUGCCAGGAAUCUCAUCCAGCCAUCUUAAUUACGACUACGUUCCGGCCACUGCUUCCGGUUGGGGACGCAUGAAUGAUGAAUCCGCUGACUUAUCCGAUACCCUGCGCUAUGUGGUACGUUUUGUGGAAUCCAACGAAGACUGUGGGUUCUGCUACACCAACAUAAAACCGAGCAACAUCUGCAUGGACACCACCAGCGGCAAGUCCACCUGCCACGGCGACUCUGGCGGACCCCUGGUCUACGCAGAUCCCGAGCUGAAUACAGACGUUCUGAUUGGCAUUACUUCAUAUGGCAAAAAGUCGGGCUGCACAAAGGGCUUUCCAUCAGUUUUCUCACGCGUCACCGCCUAUUUGGAUUGGAUAGGCGAGGUGAGCGGGGUGCGGUGGGAUGAGUCCGAGAGGGACAUACUUUCUAUAGGUAGCUCCAACAUGAAGGUUCUCAUUGUUUUCGCUUUGGCUUUGGCCUACGCCUCCGGAUCCGCCCUGCGGUCUCUGGACGGACCCGGUGGUCGCAUUACUCAGGGUGAGGACGCCCGCACCGACCAGUUCCCCUACCAGGUGGGACUCUCGCUGAAGAUCGGCUCCUCCUCUGCCUGGUGCGGUGGCUCCCUGAUCGGAAACGAGUGGGUUCUGACCGCCGCUCACUGCACUGAUGGCGUUGACUCCGUCGAGGUUUACCUGGGCAGCACCAUCCGCUCCAGCCCCAAGGUCAAGCACCAUGUUAGCAAGGACGAUAUCAUCAUCCACGCCGACUGGAAUAGCCGCACCCUGAGGAACGACAUCUCCCUGAUCCGCAUUCCCCGCGUGGAGUACAGCAGCGCCAUCCACAACGUCGAGCUGCCCAAGCGCGAGUCCCGCUACUCCUCCUAUGAUGGCGAUGAGGUGAUCGCCUCCGGAUGGGGCCGCACCUCCGACUCUGCCAGCGGCGUGGCCGCCCACCUGCAGUACGCCCACAUGAAGGUCAUCUCCAACAGCGAUUGCAAGCGCACCUACUACUCCACCAUCCGCGACUCGAACAUCUGCGUGUCCACCCCCGCCGGCGUGUCCACCUGCAACGGCGACUCCGGUGGCCCUCUGGUGCUGGCCUCCGACAAGGUCCAGGUCGGUCUCACCUCCUUCGGAUCCUCUGCCGGCUGCGAGAAGGAGUACCCCGCUGUCUUCACCCGCACCACCAGCUACCUGGACUGGAUCAAGGAACACACCGGCAUCUAAACUAAGGAUGUUCGCUGUGAUUAAAAUAUUCUGAUAUUUUCGAACAUACAAA